Molecule: messenger RNA, 1036 nt
Organism: Paramecium sonneborni
Lineage: Eukaryota; Ciliophora; Oligohymenophorea; Peniculida; Parameciidae
Source: the annotation of a GenBank genome assembly
AUGCAUACAAGUCGAUCAGCUCCCUCAUGUAACUUAUGAAUUAAUCUAGUAAUGACAAUCGAAUAAAUGUACAGUGUUGUAAGAGGUGAAACAGGAGCUUGGGGUAUUGAAGGAUAUGAAGUCCCCAAGAAGUAUUGUGACCCACUUAAGUAAGUCUAAGAAAGAGAGUUUCUGGCAGGAAAAUUAAAGAAACCUCCUACUAUUACUAAAAGAGGACAUUUCUUAGAUGAUAUAGCCAAACCAUUUAGAAAUCGUAAGGUCCCUGUUUAAUAUAAUGUUGAAUAUAAAUGGGUAAAUGAAAAAGAUAAGGAAAGAAAAAGGUAAACUAUCAAUAUACUCUAUUAAUAGAUCAAAAAGUGAAUUAUUGAAGAGAAAUACUUUUAUAGAUGACAUAUUUCUAUAGAACAGUAAAGCAAACUAUCCUAAACCUGGACCAGGAAAGUAUGAUGAAAAUAGAUCUAUUGAAAAUCAAGCUAAAAAGUGGAAUGGCAAAUCUAAAAUUCAAUAUGGAGAAAAACCAGACUUUGUUUAAGACUAUUAACAUUUAGGAGCUGUUUUACCUGCUGGUCCUGGUAGCUAUAAUCCUCAUGUACUCAAUAUAUUAUAAUAAUAAAGCCUAUUUUACCCAAAUUAAAACAUAAUAAUACAAAUCCCAAGAUUAUGAUAACUAAACAUAAAGAUUUUGAUAAGUUUAAAUUAGAAAUGCUUAAAAACUAUCCUAAACCUGAUUGUACUAAAUAUAAGCCAUAUCCUGUCGAUUAUAAUACUUUUGGAAGAUCUUUAGAAUUGCUUUAUGAUAAAAAAAAAAUAGAGCCAGCCAAAAUUAAAUAUUGGGUAUGAUUAGUAAUUAAUAAUAAAGGGUAAUCCUAAUAAACCUGUCACUAGAAAUAAGUCAGAGGCUAAAGUUCCUCCUUAAUAUAAUUUAAUUGCAUAUUGGCCUGGAAAAGAAGAUGGUAGUGCUAAAAAUAAAGAAAUGAAAAAAUUUAAUUGGAUGAAUAAAGUCACAAAAGGAAUUUAAUCAUCAAUAUAUUAUUGA